CUACAAUUAAGCAGCGGGAGUAUUGAAAAAUAUUUAACGAGUUACAACUUGAUAAAUUAAUCGGUACAACCAUUUAUUUUGCGUUAUAAUAAUUUCGAAUCAACUGAAUCCCAGCUCUAAUUAACACUCAAAUGAAAACAUGAUCGUAUCGUUAUAGCAAACGAAGGAAGCGUGAAAAAUGUAGCUAUAGAGGAUGGGAAGGCGCAUAAGCGUAGGCAAAAUAUGUUUCCUCGUUAUAAAUAAUAUAACGGUAUAUAAUACCGUCUAGGAUGGGCGUAGGCUCGACCAUUAAUGCCGUAUACAACAGAUAAGUCUUUCUAAGCGAACGAAUUCAGAGAUACAUUCGUGCACCGAUCUAACAUAGCAAACUAGACCGUCGAGACCCGAACUCCUUUUUUCUCUGACCUUAACUGUAGAUAACCGUAAUUGCGUCUGUCGGUACUUAUUGGGAAAACGUGUUUUAUCACCUCUCUCUAGCGAUACCAUCUUCAAUCACUACGUUAUUCGAGCGUUAUUCGAUCUCUUGCUACUGUAUUCUUCUUAACUUGAACUUCGACAUUCGAGGAAAGAUAUCGGAGAUCGAACAUUCGAUAUGUUUAAAUUCGUGUCUAAUGUUUUAAUUAUACAUUAAUUAUCUUUAUAUUUCUUAAUACUAUAUGAUUAUAUAGUUUCAAUGUAAAACAGUUAACCUACUAAUUUUUUUCUUCCUUAUUUUUUUUUUUUAUCUAGAUCUUAAAAUUUUACGAAGGUUAAAAGAAUUGACGUGAAAAGUUUUUUUUUUAAAAUAUGAAAAUUCACGUGUCUCUUUUUUGAGUAAUGAGUCCUCUCUAAUUACUUUAUUUACGUCUUUCGAUAAUACAUUUACGUAUUUUUGAAUAAUAAUUAAUGCUCACUAGUUAUAAUAAAAAAAAAAAAAAAAAAAAUGCCAUAAAAAUAUUAAGAAAAUCAUGAUGUGAUUCAUGUAUCUAUUAAAGAGUAUUAAAGUUUAUUUAAUAUCUUUACGAAAGUUUAAAAUACUUGGAUAUUCGAAUUAUUAAUAUCUUUAUGAUACAUAUCUUUAUAAUGACGGACAUACGUCGAUAAACGACAAAGUGAUACCGUUCAUUUAUGAAAAUUGGAAUAAAUGUAUGCGAAAUUUAUAGGUUAGUCGGCAAAACGAUUUACUGGGCGACACCUUGUUGUUGUUCCACUUAACGGUGAUCCUGCUCCGUCAACUUUUUAACUCUCCGUUUAAUUCGCUGCCUUCGGCGAAGGGCAACGCAUUCACCGCGUUCUCUUUUCUUCCGACAUUCUGGUAAAAAGAAAAUCUAGGUCGAACAACAAAGGUGGAAAAUUUAUAUUUCCGAUCGGUUUUUCGAAUAAUUUUAUACCUCGUAUCGACAUUUUAUCGAACGAAAAUCACAUUUUAUACCGACUUGGUUAAUCGAAGCGUGACGGAAAAUGAAUUACAUGGAACAAGACAAGAUAUUAGAAAACUAUAUAAAAACAGUUUGAUUGCUACAUUGACAUGCUUUCUAGCGGACAGCUCUUUCUCUCAUGGAAGCUUACGUAAUUCUCAACCACGAUCUCCCCAUAUGCUGUCUACAUACGUAUACGCUGCGCCAAACCACGAUCACACGGGUAUUAUAGAUAUUAUAGUACGCUUUACGUAUCCUUUUUUGCGCAUACGCUCUUCAAGCGGAAUCGUAUCUUCAUUUUACGUAAGCUCGCCAGGAACGCCCAUUCAGCUAAGUCUUUCCCCGUUUCACUGUAAUUUUCGAACAAUAUCUUUUUAUGGUGCCGAUUCACUAUGCUUCCGGUAUAAAACCUUGUAAUCUUUGGAUUCUUAUUCACGAUAUUCAUCACGUGAUAAUUUUGAAAACGUUCAAGCUAAAUCGUGGAGAAGAAACUCGCGUAGACUCCACACAAAUGAACCACGGCGAAACGUUUAUAAUCGAUCGUGGCGCGAAGCGAUCGACGUGAAAGGCUAUCGAUCCCAUCUGAGAACGUUGCAAAACAACGAUGACCCCUUCUCCCUUCCCUUUCCUCCAUCAUUUUAACACAGAAGCUAACACGUACACCCGACGAUUCGAAAGCAAAAGCUUCGAUUUAAUUUCGGCUCGAAUGAUUUUCUCGCUCGACCACGAUCCGCUACUACCGUGUAAUAAUUAUCAUUUCUUUCUCCGCUUCCUUGUUCCCUACAUUGCGCAAGCAUCCGGAAGGAGGCGAUGUUCUUGCCGCUUGAUACAUGGUUACAAGUAUCCGUUCAGCCCAGGUCAAGCGUGAAUCUGACCCAGAAGAAUCGCCGUACACGUUGGAUCCAUCCUGAUCCAUGGAUUAAACAGCAGCCAUGUUUUACGCUUCCUACGGAGACGACGAGUCCCCGCAUCGAGAAAGGUCACUGCCUCGCGUGAAAGGAACGAGCUUUCAUUCACGAUACGAAAAUACGCAAAGGUUACGAUUAUGGUUACGGGAUGAAAAUGAAGUUUUGCCUUGAGUGUUGCGCUUCGAUAAAUUUCCGAAGCAAACCGAGAAACGAAAAUAAAGAUGAACCGAGAUAAAUUGUGUCGUAAAAAUAGCACGUAGUAAGUAAGAGCGCGUAAAUCUGAUAGUGCAUUGUAUACAAUCGAAGUAGGAAGGAACGAAACUAUUUGAAAUUUAUAAAUUAUUCUUAAGUAGAUCAUAUAAAUAAACAGGAGCUCCGGUUCCACCUUGUUACCAAUGUAACAGAGUUGAAAAAUCCGACCGCUUUAAUCUAUAAUUAGGAUCAGAUUUGGAAUAAUUGUUGGAAAAACGAUGGAUGAUAAGGUACGAAAGAAAGAAAACGAGCAUUUACUAUUUGGUAACUUUAUGAAUCGUAUCGCUAUAUACGAUAUAAUAAUUGCGAGAUUCAUCUCAUUAGUACAUUCAUAACGUUUUCUUGUUCCCGACAUUGCACAAGAAGCCGGAAGCGGCUACGGUUUCUUUUCACCGAAUGAUAUACGAGUGCAAUCACUUAUCGUGUGUACCGAACGGACUAAUCCAUUUUGACCAACAAGACGCGCAAUGUUCUUCCCAUUUCAUCUAUUCGAUCCGAAGAUAAUAUUAUCUUCCUAAAUUAAUUUUUCCACGUUAGCGUUUUACCGUAUUCCAAUAUAAUAAAACUCGAAACCUGUUAAUCCCGCUACGAGAUACACACGCAUUGGCUAUUAAUACUCGUCAAAUACAAAACUCGAUCCGCGACCAUAGUCAAUAACCUCAUCCAUUGCUUCAUAUUUCGAUAACUUUUUAUAAUCUCUAAUUACGUAAUACGGCAGUGCAAUUAUCGUAAAUUAUCGGUUUCUUGUUAUUCUUCGUUCCUUACUGCAACGAAUGGGGGAUUAUAUUAUCGAUGGCGAGAUUGAAAAGUCUCGAUUAAAAUCAAACCGUACGUUUCAAGAUGAACGAUGAAAGAUGAAGUUAUUCAAAUUUACAAUAUAAAAGAGAAGAAACACUCGUCUCGAAUUAAAUUAUGUAUUUUAUCGCGUUUAUUCGCGUCUGACAUCGCGAAAAAUGCUGACGAAUGAGACGGUUGCUACAAAUAAUAAAUCUCUCAGUGAAAAUAACGUUUUUCUUCGAGGUUUUCCUGCUUCGUUGAUCAAAGAGGUCUUCUCGCGUGCUUGUUACAGCGCAGUCGCAUUUUCAGUCAAGAAAAUCAUGCUUCUUGCAGAAUUCUAUUUCGUACCGGUAUUUGAUUACCUUUCGUUGAAGAAUUAUAGUAAAAUCAAACAACUGGUCUAACGGAUUUCAUCUUUCUAUCUUCGAAGCUAAUAAACGCGUCUCGCAACUUUUUCGUUAAAUUCGCCACAAAGAUCGUGGAAUAAUCUCUCUCUUGUGUUAAAACCGAACCGAAUCCAUCCGACUUGCUCGCAGGAUGCGAAUUACGCGCGAAGGAAGUAUCUAUUUUGCGAGCCGUCUUAUUAGCGUUGCUCGAAGAAGAAGAAGAAGAAGAAGAAGAAGAAGAGUUGGCUUGGUAUUUCACCUUUUACCUCGAUGCGCCGGCCAAUCAAGACGAUGCCUGUAAAUCGAGGAAACUAAAUAUAUAUGAACGCGGCAUCCUUUACCAAUCAUUCGGCAAAUUUACGAACAACAAUUUACUUUCUCUCAGAAUGCAACGAGCAAACGAGUUACGAGAUCCGUGUUUCAUCUUUCUCAUUUAUCUUAUUCCUUUUCGUGGAAUGAAAAUUAUUAGUUGGUCGUCCUGACUCGCGUCACGGUCAAAAUCAACCGAUAAUUUAUCUUAUCGUUUAUCUCGAUCUUAACACGCGUAUCGAUCUUUAUCAAGAUCCAGAGAAGUUUCUACCGAGUAAUUUUAAAAGAUCCCACGAUCUGGUCUAUUAACCCAUUCAAGAUUAUGCGAUGAAGUAAUGCGUAAAAGUUGCGUAAAAUCAACAUUAGCUCUUAACAUUUUUCUCAAGGAAUAAUAAUUUCAAGGUUUCUUAGAUUCGAUCUUUCAAAAUUAUCGAAGAUAUACAAUUCGAAAAAUAUGACAUUUGACAUGUAUCGUUGUUGUGAAAAUUUAUUAUGAAAAUUUUUAAAACUUAUUCUAAUGUAAAUCGAGUCGAGAUAUUCUUUAUCGGCAUAUUCAAGGUUUCGCAUUAAUUACUUCAGUUUAAAAAAAAUAUAACGAACAUUACCGAAACGUAGUGUUUAAACGCUAUCUAAACUAUCCAAAAUUCCUAUUUAGAGGGAUUUAAGUAGAAUUUCUGUAAAAAAAAAAUUUUAAAUACAGUUCUGUUCAAAAAUCGCUCGUUCCAUUAUAGUAAAAGGGGUUUGGUUGAUGGGUUAUCGAAACUGACCCAGUGAAUCGACCCUCUUCCCCCCUCCGUUUGCUAGUAUUCGGCGUGACCUAGAGUGCACCGGUGCGACGUAGGUCGUGGCUUGACCCACACACGAUCCGUGAAUCCUUCUGGACAUCGGUGGCGACCGCGAGGCGGGAUAUAGAAGAGGUUGGUUGGAGAGAGGCGAUGCUCACACGUGCACCUCGGGGCAUUCACGAGUUGGCAGUCGGCUGUUGAAACCCGCCCGGUGAAUGCCUCUCCAGCCUCUCCUCUGCACGUAUUUUUAUCGACCUUUCGAUACACCCAUGGGGUUCGCGUACACCGAGGAAUUUCCAACCUAGGGAUGAAUUAUCGCGCGCGGCUAAAUAAUUCGUCGAUGCUUGGCUCGUGAAAGGAGGAAUGCGAUCGAACGUUGUUGAAAACAUUGAGCGUUGUAGAAACGUCGACACCAGUGACGCGUGACAUGGACAUCGAAGAAAGUGAAAUGUGAAUCUAUCGUACGGACAGGAAGCUAUCGGAACGGUCCCUGAACUCUGCUCGUCGAGUUUCACUCGAUCUUCGAAUCGAAUUGCCACAAUUUUGCACCAUGUUCGCGGAGAGAAAUCCAGUGUAAUUAAAACGGCGACACGCAUCGGCGAGGAUCUCAUGCGAGACCGUUUGAGCGAUUGAAUUGUGCGGAUAUUAUGGUUAAACGAGAUUGUUUGUGUUCGUUCGUUGUAAUGGUAGACAUUGUGACCAGCAUACCACUAGGUGAUCGUUAGACCGUGAAUUUAUUUUGAAGCUUGAUCGAAGAAGGAAUAUCUGCGAGAAAUGCGAAAUCGUUACAGUUUUGGAAAACGAUUUAAGAGAAAACAGAUCUGGCGCGGUGCUACGACUAACUGUUUCAGGAAAGAAAGAGUGCAAGAAAUUGCCUUAAACGGAAGAAAAAUGUUCUCCUUGUUUUGAACUCGUAACGUAACAUAAUAACGGUUUCGACGAUUUUUCGCGUGUCAGUGGAUCAGUAGGUUCUUUAUCCGUAUCGUUUGAUUGGCUUUUUGUAAAAAUUCGCGGAUGAACAUUCCACUCCACGUAUUCAUCGAUUAAUCAAUUUCUGUUUUUCACAGCCCAGCAUAACGUUUAUCAUUCGAACAUAAACAAAUUGAUUUGUCCGAGCGUUCAUUAGAUUCUUAUCGCGACAAAUUGCUGUGGAGCAAUAAAACGAUGGUGUCGAUUCGAUUCGCGCGGCACGGCGCGUGAAUCAUUCGAAAUUCACAUUGGGACGCCGUUAUAUUGCGAGAAAAUUUGCACGAUGAAAGAUCUCUAAUGUGCCACACAAGAAGAUGAAUGGAUGGUCGCGACAGGACGCGUUUCGAAGGAACUUGUUCUUUUCGAGUGCGCGAAUAGGGGCCGUACAUGAUGGCAGUGCACGACGAACAAGUGUGGGAAUAGUCGAGUCACCGGCUACAGUGACACUAAUCACGUUAACGACACAAGGAUAAUAUGUCGCGUGAAACGCAGCAAGGACACGUGUACCGGUAUCAGUAACGAGACUUUAAUUGUACGUGUUCGCAUCGAGCGGUUCUCGUUUUAAUGGAAGAAAUCUUAAUUAAAUGAAAAUUGAAAUUCAACGGGUACUUGGAGAGUGGAUGCACGUCGAUGUGCAUCGUUAAUAUUACAUAAUCAAGUCCUACUCGUACUUCUGGUGAUUAGUACAAAUAUAGGAUGAAAACGUAAAAAUCGCUUAAACGAUCUUGAAGUCAGAAGUUGAAGAAUAUCGAUAGCUGACAAAAUGGGAAACACGAGAUCGCAACUUUGCCGACGAAGCAAAUCACCUUACCUUCUCUACCUUAUCCAUAGAACGUGGAGCAUUGUGACCGAUCAUCGGAAAGAUCAAACUCGUUCCGAUGAUACCGAUCGAGAAACUGAUUUAUCAUCGAGAUGCAGUGGUUGCAACAGAUGUGAUUUCGGACAAGACAGUCUUACAUUCGACAGUGAGACGGACAUGGCUCCGAACGCGGAGGAGGAGUUGUUGGUGGUGAAGCCGUGGGGGCCUCAACCGGAAAAGGAACGAUUAAGACCACCUACGUACAACGCCGAGGACUACGCGAUCGCUCUGAGACGAUGGGGAAGACGUCCAUUAGGAAGUGUUCAAGACUCGCAGGGUACCCUGCCGUCGACAACCAGUUCGAGUUCCGGUUACGCUUCCGGAAGCGGAGAGAUGACCUUGAGACAAUUCACCUCGGUUAGCGAGCUUCUGAACAAGCUCAGAGCCGACCUCAGGCUAGCCUUUCCAAGCUUUGUUCAGGAAUUCGCUUCACCGCCAGCUGAUGGGAUAACCUUGUUGCUCGAGACGCUUCGCGGUGUCCAAUUGGCCCAAAGUUCACCACCCUCUUCCGGCCACACGGGCCCAAGAGUAGGAACCAGAAGAGCCGCUUUGGACGAGUUGGGUUGUGUCGAGUGUCUGGCCGCCUGCACCGAACGAUGCACCGAUGCACCGAGGCUCCUAGUGCAAGCUCAACCCGGUCUUCUUGCUCUGGCAGUUUGUCUGACUAGUAGCUUGAACCGGUCUCGAGUCCUAGCUCUCCAGUUGUUGACCAAGGUAUGUCAAACGCCAGGUGGUCACGCGGUAGUUUCGGAAGCUGUCUCCACCCUUAGGUUAAAAUAUGGCGAAGGUGGAAGAUUUCGUUUCCUGGCUGGCGCUCUCUUGGCUCCCAGAGCAGCGAUUGCACUGAGAGUGGCAGGAGUUUCGUUCCUUAACGCCUUCCUAAAGUCUGCACCGCGAACACAAACCAGAUUAUACAUUCAGGCCGAAGCCUGCGAAGCUGGUCUAGAGCCGCAGGUCCUUCAAGAAUGGCUGAAAGAAUUGGACGGCAGGGAAGAGGAUACUUUGAACGAUCUUCUACAUAAGGAGGUUCAGAAAUGGUCGCACAACUGCGUGGACGUGGACGCCCUACAGCGACGUGUCGUACGUGCCGAGGAAACUUGUAGGAUACUGAGCAAAAAGGUUUCGGCUCUGCAAACGCAGCUUCAACAAAUGCAGUUGGAGAAGUUGAACAAUUAUAAUAACCUAGAGGAGCGUGAGAAGUUGACGAAACAGUCGCCGAAAAUGUCCUCGAACGCGGAAGACGAGGGCAUCAGCUCGUCGGAGAGAUCGAGUAGCCCGGAGAAUACGAAGCAUCAAUCUCGAACGAAUCAAAAAGUAAACGUGUCUCCGGAUAAUGAUCAGGAAACCACGAUCGAUGACGUGAUCGAAGAACUGAGGAUUAUCGUGAAGGAUGCGGAAGAAGAGAUCGGGGAUAAAAACCGGGAACAGAAUCGAAUAGAUCACGCGAGUCCGAAUUUUUAUAACGAAAAUUCUUCGAAAAUUAAGUUACAUAGAACCGAUUCGAAAGUUUCUUUGAACAAUUCCGACACUUACAUUUACGACAAGGUUUUAAAGAGAGAUCAUCAAACGGAUAUCAAGAUUUCUGUGUCGAACGCGGGCUCCAACAUGUCUCAGAGUGUGAUCAAAGGAGAGCAGGUGACUUAUUUUGGUAACGAUCGAGAUUAUAGUAUAGAUUCGAACAGUGAUAAAAGAAUGAAUGGCGAAAAACGCAGAGUUUCGAAAUCUUCCUCGGUGGAAGGAAGCGUGAAGAUCGUUGUGAAGGGACCUGAAGUCGAGGAAGCAAUCGUUCCAACUAUUCUACAUCCUCAGCCACCUAGAAGAUCACCGCCUUGUUUGUCGGCUAUCAUGGCAGUAAGGCAUUGUGACUUUAUCGAUCAAGAAGAGCCGUUCAAUUCUCACGAUGAAGAUAUAGAAGACGAAACCUUGGGCGAUGGUAGUGAUUCUCUCCUUAGCGCUUCUCGACUCAAGUACAACAGUAAGAACCAGACUUACGAGGAACGGAUUAAAACCGAGGUCGAUCAUUUUCAAAAACAGUGUGAUAAGAAAGAAACGGAGAAUAACAAUGAUGGUAAGAUGAAGAAAAGUUUCAACGAUCUUCGACGUUUCGGUGAAAGCGAAAUAAAGGAUAAGAAAACAACGAGGAAUUAUGAAACAUCGUGCAAUGCGAAAAACAAAACGACGAAUGACUGUAAAUCGAACAACAGGCAAUUGGAUGGUAUAUCCCAAAGACAUAAUUCGAAAUACAGAAGCGAAGUGGAAAAAAGAAAGCUUCUUCGUAGAUCGGCUAGUCACGAUUACCUCGAAUCAAGCGCUUCCAGUUCGCGAUCGAAAAGAUCUAAUAAAAGCAGAAUAGAAAGUCACAUUAGGAAAUUCGAGAGUCUGAAUUCCUUCGACGAGCAUCGAAGUCUCCAGAGUUAUGAGAGACACGGUAGCUCGGAAAAUCUAAGCAAGCAAGAACAAUUCUUUGGAGAAGAGAAUUCGAGGAAUAGAAUGCGCAGAUCAGAAUCCUUUCACCAUGUAUCUUAUAUCGCUAAAAAAGACCAGUGUUCCUCGCAAGGUGGAAGCGACAGUGGUUUAUUUUAUGUCACAGAUUACAAUCUUGAACCUCUAAUAACGCGAAAACCAAAAUCCAUUGAGGCACCAAAAUCUCCUAAUCUAUUAACCAAAUCUUUGGAUAGAAUUGAUGAAGGUCUGGAUUCGAUGAUCGAUAUUGUGAUCAUGGAAGAGAAAAAUCAAUGGAAUUCGAACAAAUAUCAAUCCAAGAAGAAGUCUCGAGAAGAAAGGACACUCGUUAAAUCGAAAUCGAAUAGAUUAGAAGAAUCAAAAAGUUGUUGCGAAUUGGAAUUCAAAGGGAGGAGAGAAGAAUCAAAGAAUAAACAUUUGAAAAACGAUGAAUUUUAUUCCGGACGUGUAAGCAAUAAGCAAUUAAGAAGUGAUGAAUUGUACGAAGAACAAAGAAAUCGAGAAUGGAAUAAGCUAAACUCUUCAAAUAAAAACAACGAAUUAGAUUUUGAUUGUACUCCAAUGAUACUAAUAAAGAAUGGAGUGAGACACAAUUCGUUCAGUCAAAAUGAAAAUAUUGGUAAUAGAUUUUUAAAUAAAUCAAUGGAUUCAGGGAUUUUCGCUGGACGAACUUAUGAUACAUUUGGAUUAGGAAAAAGUCGAUUUAAUGCUGGAAAAUAUUCGGGAAAUCAACAACAGAUAAAAGAAAGUCCAAUUGGAAGACGAAACACGGCUUCUUCUGCAAAUGGAAAUCGUGCAAAAGUUACUGAUAUUGUUUCAGGGCUUUAUUAAAAGUAAUUUUUAAAUAAUUAGGAUUAGAUCAUCUAGAUCCUGUUCAUAUCCUCAUAGCCUACGAGGUAUUGUAUAUACUAUAUAAUAGAAUAUAUUCUUGUAUAGAAAUCAUUCUAAAUGUUUUUCUUUUUUUUUUAAUUUUUGAAAAUAUUUCAUAUUUUUUUUUUAUAUUCGAUAUAUAUAACUAUCGAAAUUAAAACAUAAUAUAAUUAAGUUUUUUUAAUUUAUCUCAAUUUGAACGAAUAUAAUAUUUCAGUGCAAUGUUAUUAAGUAUUAUGGGCGAAGUUAAUAAUCUAAUUUAUAUUGUAAUUAACACUAUUGAUAAAUAUUUUAAUAUGAUAUAGAUAAAUAUUUUGGUGAUGGACCAAUUAUACAAAUGUACCAAUUGCAAAGUUUUUUAUGUGUGGACUGUGCAAUAUAUUCUUUUUUAUAUAUAAGGAAUACCUCUAUAAUUAUAUUGAGUU
Messenger RNA from Apis laboriosa (Himalayan honeybee), 10400 nucleotides. RefSeq lists its product as uncharacterized. Gene Ontology annotation, cellular component: cytosol. NCBI's taxonomy places the organism in Eukaryota, Metazoa, Arthropoda, Insecta, Hymenoptera, Apidae. Bases 6547 to 9936 code for a protein of 1129 amino acids. Gene Ontology annotation, molecular function: actin filament binding; small GTPase binding. The record is from RefSeq and is a predicted model, not a curated record. Gene Ontology annotation, biological process: regulation of cell shape; cell migration; cortical actin cytoskeleton organization. The transcript is spliced from 7 exons.